This is a messenger RNA of Notodromas monacha, 456 nucleotides long. NCBI's taxonomy places the organism in Eukaryota, Metazoa, Arthropoda, Ostracoda, Podocopida, Cyprididae. The record is from the annotation of a GenBank genome assembly.
AUGCAGCCAGCCGGGGCGCCACGGCUCCUCAGCAACGACGAUCACUCGUUGGCAACGCUGCGUCGUUACAAGAUCUUGAAGAGGGCGAAAGUCGUGUCACUCAAGAUGACCAUGCUUGUGGUACUUGGGUUCCUCGUUUGUUGGACGCCGUACUACAUCGUGAUGAUGGUGUUCAUCUUUUGGAAGCCUUCUGAUGAAGUGGCGUACCUAUUGAGCGAGUGCAUCUUCUUUUUCGGGAUGUCAAACAGUCUGGUGAACCCGUUGAUCUACGGCCUCUUCCACAUCUGGAAGAAGCCGAAGCAGCCGACCCCUAGCACCCGUCGUUGUCGCCACGUGCCACAGACGAGCCCACACCGGCUGACGUUCAACGACGGCCCGGGUCGACGGCAAGCCGACGGCAAUCGGUCGCAAACUGCCCGCUUCCGGCCGGCCGUCGUUCUGCCAACUUUCCGGUAA